CCCCCCCCUUCGCCCCGCACCCCCACACAAACCCAACUCAUUAACAACUUCUUUCCUACUUCUCUCCUAACUUCUCCGUUCUCUCUUUUCUAUUCUCUCAGUUCUUAGGUUUGAGUGAUUGUAGCUCAGGGCAGCCAUGGGAACUGAAGCUCCACCACAUGAAGAACCCAAUUCUUUUGGCUCUGUCCAGAACCAUGACGAUUCUGAGAAAGAGAAGGCCGUCGAUGCCUGGCUUCCCAUCACUUCUUCAAGGAAUGCGAAAUGGUGGUAUUCUGCCUUCCACAAUGUCACUGCCAUGGUUGGCGCUGGUGUCCUUGGCCUUCCUUUUGCCAUGGCCGAGCUUGGAUGGGGUCCUGGUGUGGCUGUGCUAAUUAUAUCAUGGGUUGUCACCCUUUACACCUUAUGGCAAAUGGUUGAGAUGCAUGAAAUGGUUCCAGGGAAGCGGUUUGACAGGUACCAUGAAUUGGGUCAACACGCUUUUGGUGAAAAGCUUGGCCUUUGGAUUGUUGUUCCACAGCAAUUGAUCGUGGAAGUUGGUGUGAAUAUAGUCUACAUGGUCACAGGAGGGAAAUCACUGCAAAAGUUUCAUAAAACUGUGAGCCCCGAUGCCCCAGACAUCAGGCUCACCUACUUCAUCUUGAUUUUCGCCUCUUGCCAUUUUGUUCUCUCCUUCCUUCCCAACUUCAACUCCAUCUCUAUAGUCUCCUUGGCUGCAGCUGUAAUGUCCCUGAGCUAUUCUACUAUUGGUUGGUCAGCUUCAUUAGCAAAAGGGGUUCAACCAGAUGUGAGUUAUGACUUCAAAGCCUCAACUAGCACAGGAGUUACCUUUAACUUCUUGAGUGCCCUUGGUGAUGUAGCCUUUGCCUAUGCUGGGCACAAUGUGGUGCUAGAGAUCCAAGCAACAAUUCCUUCUACACCUGAAAAGCCAUCCAAGAAGCCAAUGUGGAAGGGUGUUGUCGUCGCCUAUAUCGUUGUUGCCAUAUGUUACUUCCCUGUUGCGCUUAUUGGGUACUGGGUAUUUGGCAAGAAUGUGGAAGACAACAUUCUUAUAUCACUAGAGAAACCCAGGUGGUUGAUUGCUAUGGCUAACAUGUUUGUUGUAGUCCAUGUUAUUGGGAGUUAUCAGAUCUAUGCAAUGCCAGUGUUCGACAUGAUAGAAACCUUCUUGGUGAAGCAGAUGAAUUUCACACCUUGUUUUAGACUUCGUUUCAUUGCAAGAACAACAUAUGUUGCACUUACUAUGAUUCUUGGUAUGAUGUUCCCGUUCUUUGGUGGACUUCUUGGGUUUUUUGGAGGCUUUGCUCUUGCUCCUACUACAUAUUUUCUCCCUUGCAUCAUGUGGCUCUGCAUCUACAAGCCAAGAAAAUUCAGCUUAUCUUGGUUCACAAAUUGGAUCUGCAUCAUACUGGGAGUUCUGUUAAUGAUUCUAGCACCCAUUGGUGGACUUAGGCAGUUAAUCCUUUCGGUCUCGAGCUACAAAUUUUUCUCAUAGAUCAUCUUGGCAGAAGGAAGGAUGGUUUUUUAUAGAAGAACCCAAUGAAGAUGAGUGAAGUCCAUGUCUCACCUUACUGAGCAAAGUUCUAUCUUUGAAGUCAAUAAACCUCUUUGCUCAGGUUGUAGUGUUGGGGGUUACGUUGCCAAAGUGAAUGGGAAGGAAUCCUUUAUUGGCCAUUUUCCAUUUUCUGUUUCAGUGUUUGUGUCAUUUGAAUGUCUGGUUCUAUACCAUAGGUGUCAAUCUUAUUUCUUUGUGGGUUUGAAUUGUUCCAAAGCCAAAAUGCCGUUGUAAAUGAUGGUGCUAAUUUUAAAUCAGAGAAACAUGUAAAUGAUGGUUCCAUGUCA
Macadamia integrifolia is the source of this 1839-nucleotide messenger RNA. RefSeq names its product lysine histidine transporter 2-like. Gene Ontology annotation, cellular component: plasma membrane. The record is from RefSeq and is a predicted model, not a curated record. The transcript is spliced from 8 exons. Lineage: Eukaryota; Viridiplantae; Streptophyta; Magnoliopsida; Proteales; Proteaceae. Bases 137 to 1492 code for a protein of 451 amino acids.